Messenger RNA from Exaiptasia diaphana, 1424 nucleotides. Its product is annotated as nuclear factor interleukin-3-regulated protein. Gene Ontology annotation, cellular component: nucleus. The coding region runs from base 104 to 649 and encodes 181 amino acids. Gene Ontology annotation, molecular function: DNA-binding transcription factor activity, RNA polymerase II-specific; RNA polymerase II cis-regulatory region sequence-specific DNA binding. The transcript is spliced from 2 exons. The record is from RefSeq and is a predicted model, not a curated record. Gene Ontology annotation, biological process: regulation of transcription by RNA polymerase II. NCBI's taxonomy places the organism in Eukaryota, Metazoa, Cnidaria, Anthozoa, Actiniaria, Aiptasiidae.
GAAAAGUUCGUAAUACUCUAUUCUUUUAAUUAAGCACAUCGGCCAUUCCAUUUUAAGCCGUGAAACACCAGCUGGAAACAAAUCUCAGCUCUCAAGUCUCCUGAUGGCUUCGGAAGACGUAUUUCAUUGUGGAGCAAAUUUAGAAUUUUUACCAGAUAUCGAUAUUUUCCGAAACGGUUCAUUAAGUGAUGAUGAAACCGAUUUGAGUUCUCCGUCCUCGUGUGGCACUCCUACAGAUGGCUUGGACUCCUUUAUAUUUGAUAUCCCAGAAUUGAUCUUACCUUCGUCCACAUCAUCACUGAAUUCCCAGUGCAGUACGUUCAACGCUAAACAUUACAUCCCAACAGAAAGUGAAGCAAUCAACUACAUUGAAGAAAAAAGUUUUCAUCAAACACUGCGAAAGCAUAGUAUUCCUGAUCAAAUGAAGGACGAAAAGUACUGGAAACGAAGGCUCAGGAAUAACAGAUCUGCGAAAAAAUCCCGUGAGGCAAAGCGCGUCAAGGAUGAUUUUCUUAAAAGUCGGAUGGCGUUUCUAGAAAUGGAAAACAAGCGAUUGAAGAUGUUAGUUGGUACAUUGUUGGCAGAGAAGCAAAAUCAGGGUCAAAAUGCAAUCCCUUGGCCUUGCUGGCACUCAAAUAUGGCUCUAUAGUUUAAGAAAAGAUCUAGUUUUAUUAUUAACUUGGAAAAAAUCGCGCGCUUUAAAGGUUGUAAAUUUGAUGUAAAUGAUUUCCAUUACAUUUACAGAAGUUUGGACACUUACAUCAUAUUUACAUCAAAUUUACAACCUAAAAAAGUCUGAUAUAUAAAAUCUAAGUCUCUUUGUGUGUUUGCUGGUGUGACAGAUAUGCACUCCCUCGUUACAGUAUCCAAAUAAUAGGACAGCGAGCAGCAACGGAGAGCGUUUGGGAUAUCUGUGAUCAUGGGCAAUUCCAAAGAACUUCCUUGGCUGGAUAGUGAUGAAUAAAAUCUUUGUUUAGUGAAAUGUCCGUGAGAUGAGGCACCUUAUACCUGAUACCUGGUACCUUUCAGGGUGAAUCUUACUAAUUUCCAUAAACGAAUAAAAACGACAUCAAUUCGUAAUAAUUGAUUGUUUGAUUAAUUAUUUAGGAGUUGGUACGUUUUAGGAGUAAGAAUUUUAUAUAUUGCCAAUUUAAUUCAUAGUUCCAACAAAUCAAACGCGUCAUUCGCGCGCGCGGGAUUGGCCAAUCAGAAUAGAGGACACGUUAUGGCAGCCGGGAAUUUUACAAUCUCGUUCCAGAGCCCGCGUUCCUCUUGGCCUGAGGGCGCGAGCAACCACGAACUCUGGCCUAAUCCAUAUUUUGCGCGCUUUUCGUUGGUCGAUAGAAUUCCUCAUUACGAAUGCGGACGUCUCCGGAAGUAAAAUUUGACCAAUCAUAGUUGCAAAAAACAGCGCCAAAAUUCGG